Dictyostelium purpureum is the source of this 1437-nucleotide messenger RNA. RefSeq lists its product as uncharacterized. The record is from RefSeq and is a predicted model, not a curated record. Bases 89 to 1387 code for a protein of 432 amino acids. NCBI's taxonomy places the organism in Eukaryota, Evosea, Eumycetozoa, Dictyosteliales, Dictyosteliaceae. The transcript has 2 exons.
GUUAAAAAAAAAAAAUUUUUAUGUGUUUUAUUUUUUAUAAACAAUAAAUUUUUUUUUUCUCAAACCAAAUAAUUAUUAAAAAAAAAAAAUGAAAAAAGAAAAACUAUUUUUUUGUUUUAUACAAUUUAUUUGUUUAUUUUCUUUUAUUGAAAAAUGUAUAGGUAGAGAAAUAGAUAUUGAAAGAAUUAAUUUUUCAAGCUUUAUUAAUGAUUGUAACUAUCAAAUUAAACAAUGUAAUCUAACAAUUUAUUCAAAUAAAUUAAAAGAAAAUUCAUUUUCAAAACCAUUAUUGUUUUUUAAUUAUAAUGUAUCAAGACAAUUAGAUGAUAUUUAUAAUCCAAUAACAUUUUUUGGUGUAUUUGAGAAUAUUAAUAUUUACAAAAGAAAUGAAUUACCACCACUUUUCCAUCCUAUCUCAGGUGAAUUACUUUAUCAAGGUUUUGAUGAUUAUCAAAUAAUAAAAAUGUAUUAUAUAGGCUAUACAGAUGAAUAUCAGCAUUUAAAUUUACCCAAAUUAUACCAUUGCAAAGUUUAUACAGAAUAUAUAGGAUAUAUUAAAUUUGCAUGUUUAUCAAUAGAUUCAAAUAAUAACUUUGUUGUUAUUAAUCCAGAAAUGAGGCAAGAUAGUUAUUAUUUAAUUCAAAAUACCUCAAAUAGUAUCAAUAAAACAAAUUUAGAAUGUUCAUUCACAGCAACAGAUAUAAAUUUAAAUAUUUAUUAUUAUUAUUUAUUGGAUGUAAAUGGUCAAGUAAAUGUUGGUAUGAAUAAGUUUGAAUGUAUUGAAUAUUUUGGUGGGAUUGGCACCGAGUGUUUCAAAUUUUCAAUCAAUUUAAUUCGAUUAAAUCAAAUCAAAGUACCAAUAUUAAAUUAUACAGAUAUUAUUGGAAUAUUAGGAUAUAAUGAUUCAAUAUUAAUAUGUGGUAAUCAUCCUUCAAAUAAUAGUUUAAUAGUAUAUAAAUACAACAUUACAACUGAAGAACAACAGUUUUUAUUUACAAAUGAUAUGAUAUUAACUCAUGUAAUUCAGCACCAAUUCGCAUCAACUCAAAAUUGCUUAUUCUUUUCAAAUAAAUCAAAUUCAUCAAUUCUUUAUGAUAUAUUUAAUGAACGUAUCAUUUUAAAAAAUGAUAAAUUAAAUUUAAAUAUAUCGGAACAUUUAGAACAAGGUAAUGAAAGAACUAUCUACUAUUUUAUGCAUGAUGCUGCAAAUGAAAAACUAAUACCACCAAUUGAUAGACCAGGUUAUUAUGGCCAACCAUUACCAACAAAAGAACCAACAUAUUCAAAUUUUAAUUAUACAAAACCAAACAAUUCAAAUUCUAUUUAUCAAUUAUCACCAGUAUUAAUUUUAUUAAUUUCAAUUUUUAUCUCAAUUUUAUUUUUCUAAUAAAUUACAAUAAAUUUCAAUAAAAUUUAAUUAUUUUUUAUAAAAUUUUU